UUCCAGUCAACAGAUUUCUUGGAUAAUAAUCGUUUCAAAUUACUCUUCAAAAUCUCACUUGAUGAUAUCGAAAUAAGUAAAGAUUCACUUUCACUUCUACAGACCACUGAAUUGAAACUUCAAAUAGCACAAGAAGACGUGAAUAUUCUCAACAAAAUGAUCGAACUCUCAAAAUUGCUCAAAAAUGAGCAUAAUUCAUUAAUAACAAUGUUAGACAAUAUGCGUACAGAACGAAUGCAAGAGCUACGCAAAUUCCAAGAGCAGUUGACAUCAGAUCCUGAACUGACCACUGUUUACCUUCAAGUUACAACGAUCAACGGUAUCGAAUCGGUAACAAUUCAUUUCUCGAACGCAGACAAACGUGCGUUAUGGGAAAAUGCUCUGAUGGAGGCAAAGAAUGCUUUGAUGAAUUCAUUACAAAAUGAUCAAGCACCGAGCCAUCUAAGAUCAAUUGUCACGCAUCGAACAAGACCUGGUCUAACAUUUUCGGUAGCAACUGCAACACUUGGUAAGAGCAUUGAAGGUGGUGCGCCGAAUGUGUGGGUUUGUACGGCUGAUAAGUUCUCAGGACAAAUCGCCGUCGUGAAUGUGAACGGCGAACCAACAAUCGAGAGCAGCACCGGCAUCGGGAAUGCUUCAAUUGUUGCCAUUUGUGCCGUGCCUUCGCCCAGGUCUCUUCUUUUGUUCGACAUUUCAGUUGUUUGA
Molecule: messenger RNA, 705 nt
Organism: Anisakis simplex (herring worm)
Lineage: Eukaryota; Metazoa; Nematoda; Chromadorea; Rhabditida; Anisakidae
Source: the annotation of a GenBank genome assembly